This is a messenger RNA of Oncorhynchus tshawytscha (Chinook salmon), 3434 nucleotides long. RefSeq names its product leucine-rich repeat-containing protein 75B-like. NCBI's taxonomy places the organism in Eukaryota, Metazoa, Chordata, Actinopteri, Salmoniformes, Salmonidae. The transcript has 4 exons. The coding region runs from base 344 to 1450 and encodes 368 amino acids. The record is from RefSeq and is a predicted model, not a curated record.
GUGCAACACUGCACAAACCUAAACAACAGCGUAAAGGCACGAGCAUCCACCGAGCAUACUGGCACACGUAGACCCUCAGAGAUCAUCAAAUUAACAGAGCAUUCGUCUGUCCUCGUAAAUGUGUCACGGGCGCAAUAGACAGUCGUUGAAUAUCCGGUAACAGGUAAAUCAGGAAUAUUGUGCUGUGUUGCUGUCAGUAUUGAAUGUUGUCUUCUGACAACAAUAAUAGGCAAUAGGCUACAGAUAACAUAUGGGCUAUUGAACUGGGGUAUAUUUCUGAGUUUAGACAGUAUUAUGGUUGCAUUGUGCAAUUGUAAAAUACUGUCGAUAUAAACACUUAAAUAUGGGUUCUAGAUUAAGUAGACAGAGUAGUCUGGACAAUGAGAAUUUUACGAAAAGGCGUUGCAAGCCUCUUAACAGCACAGGAGAAGGCGACAGAGGUAGAAUUCAAGGCGGCGACUUUCUGUUUACGAUGAUGCUGAAAUCAGAUAAACUGCCGGGGAUGCUGAGGCGGUCAAAUCAUAGUCCCUACGUGAGGCGAGUGGCAUGGAUCCGAGAGAUACAAAAGCUGCUCCGUGAUCGCAGGAUAGAUCAGGCAACCGACGUGCUUAAACUAUUGAGGAAGGAUCUGGGCUUGGAAGGAACAUCCCUAAAUGACAUCUUAUAUAAGAACGCUGCUUUUCUCAACCUGGUGGAUCCCAUCUCCCAUGAGCUGCUGCUAAGCCUGGCUCGCGAGAUGCAGUGUCCCAAGAAGAAAGAUGCUGAAACCAUCAAGUCAUCAGAUAAGAUCUGCAGACAGCUGAUCUAUCACCUGACACCUCAUUCUAAGUGGCUCAGACAGAGCAUGUCCAGGCGGAAGUCCCAGGCCUGUCUCAAGACAACCCUGCAGAGAAAGGUAUCUACUGACAGAGUCGACUUGUCUGGUAUCCCUCUCUCCAGUCGAGACGUACGCCACGUGGCCUUCUACCUCCAGAACAGUGGGGAUGCAGUGGUGGCUGUAGACAUCAGUUUCACAGAGCUCCUGGACGAGAACCUCCGUAUCCUGCUACCCCACCUGGGAUCUCUGCCCAAACUCAACACCCUGGCCCUCAAUGGCAACCGGCUGACCCUGGCCAUAGUCAAAGACCUGACUGAGAUCCUAAAGGACCCCAAGAAGUUCUCCAGCUUGGUUUGGAUCGACUUGAGCAACAACUUGGACAUUUUCACCAUGCCCCAGCCUCUGUUAGUGGCUCUACGACGCCGCUGCAGCCUGAAGAGCAGCCUGCCCACCAUCUACGAGUACACAGAGGGUCAGCCUUACUGCUACCACAUGGAAACCUCCAUCGAGGAGCCCAGCCACUACGAGGAGGAGGCAGAGGAAGAGGAGGAAGAUGAAGAUGAGCUGGAGCCUUGGGGUAUUGGGGGUGGAAAGGUUUCGAAGGACUUCACCCUACACUACUGUGAGAGGUGAUGCGGUGACCUCCACCUGGCUCGGCCCUGCUGUAUUUGAAAGGCCUUCCCACAGCUCCCAGUUCCUACCUUUCCCCUGUUGCCCCUCACACCAUGAGCCCAGUCACCCAUUGUGGCAUGAGGGAUGUUCAGCGCCACACAUUCAGAAACCCUUGUCCCAACACAGCCACCAAAUAAUCUCUCACCAUCUAUGAGUUAACCCACACAAGACCACCGCAGUAACUGACGAUUAUGUUAGUGACUUACUGUGUUGGCGGAUGGUGCUCCUGGGAACGAGGUGUGGUUUCAUUGGAGGGGGGCUGAACGAAUUUAGGAAAAGGUGCUCUCUCUCUCGCUCUCUUAAAGUUGCAGCUGUUGAGCAAAUCCCAAGGACUUCAGAUCAGACGGCUUGACAGAGGAGCGGCAUAACGCUGGUGGUCUAAUGAGCUGCUGUUGGUUUGGAAGCAGCAGGUCCCAACCGGGUUCUCUACCAGGACUGUCACCGAGACUAUCCCUGGCAGGCAGGGCCUAGCUCCACAUUGUGUGUUCUCUGUUAAUCUCUCAACAAAGGCUGUGAAACAAGUUCAACAGACUAUACAGCCGACGACCAGUCACGUGACGCCAGCAAAACUGCUAAGUCAAGACUUUUUGCUUUUUCCCCCCCUUUCGAAAUGUCCACUUGUGAAUACCUACGUAGAUGUAAAUGAUGACACAAAACAUGUCUCUGUUCUAUUUCCACAGGCUAUUUUAGUGCACUGCAGAUGAACAAAGGCAUCUUAUAAGACAACAGGUAGGACUCAACGAUAGACAGAUUUUUUUCACUGAUUGUUUGCGGUGUCCAAAACCCUGAUAUUCACGGCUCCAUUUAGCAAUUUGAGUCAUUAUCAUAGCCCCUACAUUUCAGGAUACAUGUGGGAUCAAUGACAGUACAGCCAACCCCCAAGAGUGAACCCAUUCAUCUCUUUGUAGUAAGGGUACCCAACAUGUAAACACAUACUGACCACCCUUUAUACCAAAAUGUCAUUAUUAACAUUUAUAUGUGCUUACUUGUUUGUUUUAAGGGAGGAACAUGACCGUUACAUUUCCGUUGUAGGCUAUAUUGCCAGGGCUGAUAAUCAGCAUGGUGGGAAUGGUGUAGUGCUGAAUAGAGGUGGUCUUUAAAAUAACACAUGCUAGUCAAGUUGGGUUUACCAACUGCAGCUGCGCUCUGUGCUGCAUUGCACUUAAAGAAUUGUAAGAAAUGUAUUGACUUCAGGUCCAUUUCAAACUCAUUGAUGCGUUAAACUGUUUAUUCCAAGUCAUCUAAUCAUUUCUCGCAAUAAUAUUUGAGAAGCUUAACCACACUGAAACCAUGGUAUACAUAAGGGUCAUUCAGCAAACUGAUAUUAAUGAAGUCAAUGUAUUGAACAACAAUAAUUGAAUAACAAAGUAAUAUAGUUGUAUCAUCUGAUUGAAUAUGUGUGAGGGUGUUUAGUGUGUUUGCUGUUGUGUAUUGUCUGAUUACUGUCGUAACGGUUUGUAUUAUUGCUUUGAUGUUGUGUCCUUUGUCGAACCAUGCAAUUACCGUAAUUAUUCUAAUUGUGAAAAGGAGCACACUAACCUACUCUGCUGGAACAAUUAGGGGACACACAAGAUGAAGGUAUUAAUAAAGUAAUGACUUACCAGUACUGUCAUGUUCACUGAAAUGUAGCACAGGAAAGUGCUUUGUGUGUAAGGUAUGUGUGUGUUUAAAAAAAUACAAGAUCAAAGGUGUUGUCCUGGGAGAGAACUAUGACAGGAAAAUAUUUUUCUCACGUGGUAUAUAUGUUAGCGUCGUGUGUCAUUGUUAUACUAUUUGUCAACUGGGUCGUUGUAUGUACAUGUAUAUCUCAUGCCAUAUCUUGAAUGAAAUUUCACUGCCAAUAAAAACGGUGAAUCUAAGCAACUGUUUGGAGGAUGAAGUUUACCAGAAAGGAUCAGCAUCAGGGUCACAAGAGCCUUAAUCAUUUCUAUGUUAAAGUUAUUAU